AUGAACGCGUUAUUCCGCGAACAGUUCGCUCGUUCGUGUCGAGCAGAAGCGCAGAAGAAGAAGAAGGACGACGACGACGACGACGACGGGAGAGGCACGUUUACGUACCACCAACUGACGAUUCUCGCGCAGCACGCGUACGCUUUGAGCCUAGGAGCGACCGUUUUGAAAGACGAGGAAGAGGAAAAGGAGUUAAAGCCCGUGCAGAGGCGAACGUACGUCGCCGUGCCCGAGGAACGAAUAACCACUCGGUUCGAUAUCGUGCUCCAAGCGUGCGAUUGGACGAAGAGAGGAGGAGGCGAAAAGAAGAACUCUUCCAGGAAGUUUGUGACGUUCGCGACGUUUCGAGAGGAGACGUAUUCGUCGUCGUCCGGAGGUAACGGCGGGAAGAUAUUCGACGCGAAGAAGGCGUUCGGGGACGGUGUAGAGAAGAGGGGCGAGGAGGACUUUUUGCGCGAUAAAUCGGACAUCGAAGUGCACGAACUGUUUUCCGAGUCUAUGUUCGAUCCAAUCUACCGAGCGUACGCGGAAGCCGUCGCGACGGUGCCGAAUAGGAGAGAACCGCCGAGUUUACGCGCGACGCCGAAGGAGUUGUUGGAACGGAUUUUUACCAAAGUUCGAGGGGUGGAUUUGUGCGCGUUGACGGCGACGUGUAAAGCGUUUAAAGCUGUCGUCGAUGGAAAGAACGAGAGAAAACAAGAUGCACUCUUUUUGAACGCGAUUGAACGAGAGUUUCCUGGGAUUGUUCGUGAAGUGAAGGCGAUGGAAGUGGACGCGGGGAGACUGGUCGCCGGCGCGGUUCGAGCGGCGGAGACGAGGACGAAAGACGAUUUUCGACCAAACGGAGGAGAGAUUGUCCCGAAAGCAGAAUACAAACGAUUAAUACAAAACCAAAGAGAACGCGAAGAAGCGCGAAUUCGAGAGGAGUCUAUGAAUAGAAUGCGCGAAAACAUGUCGUUUCGAGGACAAGGACGAGGACGCCAGGGGGGAGGGAACAACAAUUAUCGCCCGUCCUACCCGCACCGCGACAUCGUCCCGGGUUUCCCCGGUUUUGUUCCCGGCAUAACCGGCGGUGCGUACGAUUUGUACCCGAACCCAGAUCCAACCGGCGGUUUCAACCCGUUACCGCCUCCUGGAUCCAUCCCAGGUAUCGGUGGUCCUCCUCAGCGUCCGGGACGAGGAAGAGGGCAUCUCUUCCCGGAUCCGAACGGUGCUGGCGAUUUUACCGGAUUCGAAGGCGUCCCGGGCGGCAUGCCAGGAGGUUUACCGACCCCAAACGGUCGCGAGCCACCGGAUAGGUUCCAUACGCGCGGACCACCUCCACCGGAGAAUCGAUUCGGUGGACCGGGAGGAUCCGGAGGUUUCGGCCGAGGCGGCUUCUUUUAA
Messenger RNA from Bathycoccus prasinos, 1386 nucleotides. RefSeq lists its product with no specific name. The record is from RefSeq and is a predicted model, not a curated record. The transcript has a single exon. NCBI's taxonomy places the organism in Eukaryota, Viridiplantae, Chlorophyta, Mamiellophyceae, Mamiellales, Bathycoccaceae. The coding region runs from base 1 to 1386 and encodes 461 amino acids. Gene Ontology annotation, molecular function: protein binding.